This is a messenger RNA of Mirounga angustirostris (Northern elephant seal), 1638 nucleotides long. RefSeq names its product tripartite motif-containing protein 10. Gene Ontology annotation, molecular function: ubiquitin protein ligase activity; protein binding; zinc ion binding. Gene Ontology annotation, biological process: innate immune response; protein ubiquitination. Lineage: Eukaryota; Metazoa; Chordata; Mammalia; Carnivora; Phocidae. The coding region runs from base 1 to 1446 and encodes 481 amino acids. Gene Ontology annotation, cellular component: cytoplasm. The transcript has 7 exons. The record is from RefSeq and is a predicted model, not a curated record.
AUGGCCUCAGCCGCCUCUGUGACCAGCCUGGCGGACGAGGUCAACUGCCCCAUCUGCCAGGGCACCCUGAGGGAGCCGGUCACCAUCGACUGUGGCCACAACUUCUGCCGUGGCUGCCUCACCCGCUACUGCGAAAUCCCAGGCCCGGACCCCGAGGAGGCCCUCACCUGCCCCCUCUGCAAGGAGCCUUUCCGCCCUGGGAACUUCCGGCCCAACUGGCAGCUGGCCAGCGUGGUGGAGAACAUCGAGCGCCUCCAGCUGGUGUCCACGCCGGGCUCAGACGAGGAGGACGUCUGCCAGGAGCACGGGGAAAAGAUCUACUUCUUCUGCGAGGACGAUGAGGCACAGCUCUGUGUGGUGUGUCGGGAGGCCUGGGAGCACCGGGCACACACCGUGCGCUUCCUGGAGGACGCAGCAGGGCCCUACCGGGAGCAAAUACAGAAGUGUCUUGAGUGUCUAAGAAAGGAGAGAGAGGAGAUUCAAAGGAUCCAGUCAAGAGAAAACGAGAGGAUACAAGUCCUCCUGUGUCAGGUGGCCACCAAGAGACAGAAAGUGAUCUUCGAGUUUGCGCAUCUGUGCCAGUUCCUGGAGGAACAGCAGAGCAUCCUCUUGGCCCAGCUAGAGAAGCUGGACGGGGACAUCCUGAAGCAACAGGAUGACUUUGAUGUCCUGGUCAGUGAGGAGCUCUGCCGGUUCAGCAACCUGAUCUCCGAACUGGAGGAGAAGAACGGGAGGCCGGCCCGGGAGCUCCUGACGGACAUCAGAAGCACUCUGAUAAGAUGUGAAACCAGAAAGUGCCGGAAACCAGAGGCUGUGUCCCCUGAGCUGGGCCAGAGGAUUCGGGACUUCCCCCAGCAGGCCAUCCCUCUGCAGAGGGAGAUGAAGAUGUUUCUGGAGAAACUCUGCUUCGAGUUGGACUAUGAGCCAGCUGACAUCUCUCUGGACCCCCAGACCUCCCACCCCAAGCUCCUCUUGUCUGAGGACCAGCGGCGCGCCCAGUUCUCCUACAAGUGGCAGAACUCGCCGGACAACCCCCAGCGUUUUGACCGGGCCACCUGUGUCCUGGCCCACGGCGGCUUCACAGGGGGGAGACACACGUGGCUGGUGAAGGUGGACCUGGCCCACGGCGGCAGCUGCACGGUGGGCGUGGCGAGCGAGGACGUGGCGCGGAAGGGGGAGCUGCGGCUGCGGCCAGAGGAGGGCGUGUGGGCCGUGAGGCUGGCCUGGGGCUUCGUGUCGGCGCUGGGCUCCUUCCCCACGCGGCUGGCGCUGGGGGAGCAGCCGCGGCAGGUGCGUGUGUCCCUGGACUAUGAGGUGGGCUGGGUGACCUUCGUCAACGCUGUCAGCCAGGAGCCCAUCUACACCUUCACGGCCUCCUUCACCCAGAAGGUCUUUCCCUUCUUUGGGCUCUGGGGCCGAGGGUCUAGCUUCUCCGUGAGUUCCUGAGGGGCCGGUCACCCUCCUGUCGGGAGGGGGCUCACGAGAGCGCUGCACGAACUUGACCCUGCGGGCUCACCUGGGGGUUGGGGCAGAAGCGUGGCAGACCAAGGACUUGCAAGGACAAAGUGGGUGACCGUUUCCCUGACACCCGGGGGCUAGGGGCUCCGGGGACGCGGCCCAGCGGUCCCCAGCGGACAC